Messenger RNA from Schistosoma guineensis, 874 nucleotides. NCBI's taxonomy places the organism in Eukaryota, Metazoa, Platyhelminthes, Trematoda, Strigeidida, Schistosomatidae. The record is from the annotation of a GenBank genome assembly.
AUGACGGAUAGCGACAAGAAUACUAUCAAUGUUAUAGACUCAGACGUACAGGCCAUUCAUUUUCGACCUGUAUCAUUCAUCCCCCACGACCCUGAGGUCUGGUUUGCUGCAUUAGAGUCUCAGUUCGAGACUCGUCGCAUCACGAGCCAAAGGCAAAAAUACGCCUACGCUCUCGAAUCAUUACCCGGGGACCAUUUAGUAGCUGUUCGUGAGGCUGUCCUCAAUUCUAACGUGCCUAAUGUUUAUGACCGCCUCAAAGAGGCAAUUCUCCGUUAUUUCCUCCCAUCGAGGGAGGAACGAUUGAGGACACUGUUUGCACGUCACCCCCUGGGUGAUGCUAAACCAAGCCAUCACCUCACGCGCCUGAAAUCUCUUGCAGGACCAACAGCAUCUGACUCGGAGAUAGUUAAGGAAUUAUGGCUCGAGUCACUUCCAGUGCAUAUCCAACCCACUGUGACGGCACUGCUCGAGGACUCACCGCUUAACCAGGUAGCCCUCAUAGCAGAUAAAAUUUUAGCGAGGACUAGCAAUAAAAAUACCUAUGUAGUUGCUUCGACGGCACGUCCUAAAGUAGACUUGGACGCCGGUCAUUCCUCAGCUCAUGGUGACAGGGCCGGGUGUAUCCACACACGUCUUAGUUUUCGAGACCGUUGUAACGUACCCCAACCCUACGUCCCCCGAGCUCGCUCAAGUUCUCGCAAACCCGUCAGCAGUCGCCCAAAAAGGGCAUCUUCCAGGCCACGCCGAAAUGCGGCUACGGAAGCGAGUGACAGUUGGUGCUGGUUCCAUAGGUCCUUCGGGUCUGGCGCCCGCCGUUGUCGAGCACCAUGCUCAUACAAGGCGGGAAACGCCAGCGCCGGCGAGUAAAAGCGGC